AUGCGUUUCUCAGCUAUAGUCUCAGGUUCAAAAAUCCCUAAUUGGAUUCUGAGAAUCAAAGAAUCGGCAACUAAUGGAAAAUGGCUAGAAGUCAUUUCCCACUACGGCGAAAUGAGAAAAGCAGGAUUUCAAACUGUAGAUGUUUCAGUUUUUCCUCCCAUUCUCGAAGCUUGGUCAUUUCUGUCUCACAGGCAUGGAAAAUCCCUUCAUGCUUGUUUGAUCAAGCAAGGAUUUGACUCAUUCACUUCCAUUGGGCAUUCCAUCAUGGGAUUUUACAUUAGAUGUGGGGACCUGGACAUUGCUGUGGAUGUUUUUAAUUACAUGGUAAGAAACAGAGACUCAGUUUCUUGGAAUAUUUUGAUCCGUGGGCACCUUGAUAAUGGUGCCUUAGUGGAAGGGUUGUGGUGGUUUACUAAUGCUAGGGUUACUGGGUUUGAACCCAAUACCUCCACAUUGGUGCUUGUAAUUCAGGCAUGUCGCAGUCUUAGAAAUAAGCAUGAUGGGCUGAAACUACAUGGUUAUGUAAUCAAGAGUGGCUUUUGGACUAUUUCUUCAGUUCAAAAUUCUCUGCUGAGCUUGUAUGCUGAUGCUGACAUGGAGUUUGCAAGAGAGCUGUUUGAUGAAAUGCAUGAGAAAGAUGUUAUUUCUUGGAGUGUAAUGAUCGGUGGGUAUUUGCAGUGGGAGGACCCUCAGCUUGCCUUGCUAAUGUUUAGGGAGAUGGUAUCGGUGCUUGGGCUUGAACCAGAUGGAGUGGUUGUGGUCACUGUUCUUAAAGCCUGUGCUAGUUCAAGAGACCUUUGUGCCGGGAGAUUGGUGCAUGGGUUGGUGAUUCAUAGAGGUUUCAAUUGCGAUUUGUUUGUUGAGAACUCUCUGAUUGAUAUGUAUUCGAAGUGUAACGAUUCUGGUUCUGCUUUUAAGGUUUUCAAUGAGAUGUCUCGCAGGAACAACGUUUCGUGGAAUUCUAUGCUAUCCGGAUUUGUUCUCAAUGAAAACUAUUUAGAGGCUCUAUCAUUGAUUUCUUCAAUGAAGAAAGAAGGAGUUGAGGCAGAUGGAGUAACUCUAGUGAAUAUUCUUCAAAUAUGCAAGUAUUUUGUGCUCCCAUUUCACUGCAAGUCGGUCCAUUGCGUGAUAAUCCGUAAGGGCAUUGAAGCAAAUGAGUUGUUGCUAAGUAUGCUGAUCCAUGCUUAUGCAAAGUGCAAUCUUGUUGAACUUGCAUGGGAAGUUUUUGUCAGGAUGAAGAGGAGAGAUGUCGUUUCAUGGAGCACAAUGAUUGCUGGGUUUGCACAUUGCGGCAAGCCUGAUGAAGCUAUAGCUGUCUACCAGGAGAUGAACAAAGAACUUGAGAAGCCUAAUUCCAUUACCAUUGUAAAUCUUCUUGAGGCAUGUUCUGUUUCAGCUGAACUAAAGAGGUCAAAGUGGGCACAUGGAAUUGCAAUUAGACGAGGCUUUGCAUCAGAGGUGAUAGUCGGAACUGCGAUCGUUGAUAUGUACUCGAAAUGUGGAGAAAUUGACGCCUCGAGAAAGGCCUUCGACCAAAUCCCAUCUAAAAAUAUAGUAACUUGGAGUGCCAUGAUUGCUGCAUAUGGUAUGAAUGGUCUUGCACACGAAGCCUUGGCUUUGUUUGCUGAAAUGAAGCAGCAUGGGCUCAAGCCAAUCCCUGUGACCACUCUCUCAUUACUCGCUGCCUGUAGUCAUGGUGGAUUAGUCGAAGAAGGGCUCUCCCUUUUCAUAUCAAUGGUUCAGGAACACGGGUUCGAGCCUGGGUUCGAACACUACUCAUGCCUGGUUGACAUGCUAGGGCGAGCAGGAAAGCUUGACGCUGCAACGGAAGUCAUCAAGAUGAUGCCUGAUAACUUAAAGCAUGGCGGUGCAAGCAUUUGGGGAUCACUUUUGAGCGCCUGUAGAAGCUACGGUCAGACCGAGCUCUGCAAAGAAGCCAUCUCCCGUGUUCUUGAGUUGGAACCUUUGAACUCAGCAGGCUAUUUGGUAGCAUCAAGAAUGUAUGCAUCAGAUGGUUUGUGGGAAGAUGCAGCUAGGAUGAGAGUAUUAGCGAAGGAGAAAGGAGUGAAGGUUUUUGCUGGAUACAGCUUAGUACACAUUGAUGACAAGGCGUGUAGAUUCGUUGCUGGAGACGAAUCUCAUCCACAAAUAGAUGAGAUUCACUCAGUUGGUCAGCAGCUCCAUGAUUGUUUUAAGAUUGAUGAAAAAAGAAAUAUAUGUCAGCUAUUGAAUGCUAACCCAACUCACCAAGUAGUAGUAGACUCAUAG
This is a messenger RNA of Dovyalis caffra, 2268 nucleotides long. Lineage: Eukaryota; Viridiplantae; Streptophyta; Magnoliopsida; Malpighiales; Salicaceae. The record is from the annotation of a GenBank genome assembly.